Messenger RNA from Prunus armeniaca (apricot), 318 nucleotides. Lineage: Eukaryota; Viridiplantae; Streptophyta; Magnoliopsida; Rosales; Rosaceae. The record is from the annotation of a GenBank genome assembly.
AUGAAAUUGAAGUGCCAUGUUGGUGGUGGUGCGGUUGGGGUUGGGGUGAUGUCAGGUAUGGGGAAUGCUGGUGGUGGUAGCAGUGGCAGCUGUAGAGGCAGCGCUAUUGGUUCCGGUGGUGGUUGGUUAGGUGGAAGGGUUGUGAUGGUGGCAUGGCAUUACCAGUGGUGGAAGCAAGGGAAAGGUAGUGGCAACGGUGGAGCCAGCAGCAGAGAUGAGCAGUGGAGAGGGGGUGGCGCUAGUGGUGCCAACUGGCGAGGAUGGUUGGUGCCGUCGCAAAGGGCAGUGGUGAUGGCAGCCGUGGCAUGCUUAUGGUAG